AUGAGUGAUAUAAUUAGCGGUGAUACAUAAAAUGUCAAAUUAGUAAAAACUAAUUGUUCGUAAAAUGAGGAAUACCAAAUGAAAUAACAGUUUAUUGUAAAUAAAUAAAUGUUUUUUAGAUAUUCUAAUAAAAAAAAAAUAAGAGAUGACUAUAAGUUUCUAAAAGAGCUAGGAUCAGGAGCCUUUGGUGUAGUAUUCUUAGCUACUCAUAGAAUUACAGGAGAUGAAAGAGCUGUAAAAGCAGUAGCAAAAGAUAGAUUGUCUGAUAAACAAUAAUUUUAGGAUGAAAUAAAUAUUUUAAAAGAACUUGAUCAUCCUAAUAUUAUAAAACUCUAUGAAGUAUAUGAAAGCGAGUCCACAAUUUAUUUAGUAACAGAGUAUUGUGAAGGUGGUGAAUUAUUUUAGUAUGUUGUUUAAAACAAAAGACUCUAAGAAAAAGAUGCUGCUUUAAUUAUGAGAUAACUUUUCUCAGCAGUAUCAUAUAUUCAUGAUAAUGGAGUAAUUCAUAGAGAUUUAAAGCCUGAAAAUUUUUUGCUUAAAAAGAAGUCAGAUCCAACAACAAUAAAAAUGAUAGAUUUUGGAAUUUCUAAAAAAUUCAAAAAAGGAGAAGUUUUGAGACAAUAAUCUGGUACACCUUAUUAUAUAGCUCCAGAAGUUAUUGAAGGAUAAUAUAGUGAGUAAGUUGAUAACUGGGCACUCGGAGUAAUACUUUAUAUUUUGCUUUCGGGAACACCUCCUUUUUAUGGAAAAAAUGCUUAAGAAAUAUUCUAUUCAAUAAGAAAAUGCAACUAUAAUUUAAAUUUAAAAGCAUUUUUAGAAUGCAGCAAUGAAGUGAGAGAUUUAAUAUCAAGAUUGCUGGUGAAGAAUCCUAAAAAAAGACUCUGUGAUAUUGAUUGUUAUAACCAUCCAUGGGUGUAAUAGUAAGUGAGCAGAGAAAAUCAAAAUUUAAUUAUUUCAAGUGAUUCUCUAGCAGGUUUAAAGAAAAUAGUAGAACUUAAAAAUAUAAAAAAGACAAUUCUCAUUUAUAUGGCAUCUCAGAUAUAGGACAGUGAUUUAGAUGUUUUGAAAUAGAUAUUUGUUAGUAUGGACAAGGAUGGAAAUGGACGUAUUAGUUUAGAUGAAUUAAAAGGAGGUCUUCAGUUAUUUAAAGAAAAAUGUAAUUUAGAUUUUCAAGAGAGUGAAGUGAAACAGAUCUUUUAAGCAAUGGAUUUUGAUAAUAGUGGACAAAUAGAUUAUUCAGAAUUCAUAGCAACAUUUUUAGCAAAUCCUGAAUUUUAAACUGAUAAAGCCAUCACAUAAGCCUUUUUAAAAAUUGAUAAAAAUAAUGAUGGCAAAAUUACAAGGCAAGAAUUGCAAGAUAUUCUAGGAACUGAUAUAAUAUCGAUCGGAGAAAUUGAUAUCGACGAGCUCAUAAAAGAAGCUGACACAAAUGGAGAUGGAGAAAUUGAUUUUACUGAGUUUCUUACUAUGCUAAGAGAAAAGAGAAAUAAAAAGAGGAAGAAAAGCAAAUCUAAAGAACCAACUAUCAAUUUAAUUGAAGGUUAAAACGAUUAGUAAUAACAACAAGACAAAUGA
Molecule: messenger RNA, 1575 nt
Organism: Tetrahymena thermophila SB210
Lineage: Eukaryota; Ciliophora; Oligohymenophorea; Hymenostomatida; Tetrahymenidae
Product: calcium-dependent kinase
Exons: 13
Biological process (GO): intracellular signal transduction; peptidyl-serine phosphorylation; protein autophosphorylation
Cellular component (GO): nucleus; cytoplasm
Molecular function (GO): ATP binding; calmodulin binding; calcium-dependent protein serine/threonine kinase activity
Source: RefSeq, a predicted model, not a curated record